UUGUCUAUGCCACAUUAAAAGUUUGAACUUCAUUGAGCUUUCUUUCAAACAAAAAUAAUAACGAUUUUAUACAGUUACAGUUAAUUGAUUAACUGAAAACCAACACAAAACUUUGUUAUAUACUAAAGUCGGCUCUAAGUUCACAUAUAAUUUAGAUGCUAUAUGCAAUACGCAAAGCAAAAACAAAUUUACAAUCACUUCUAGGUGUGGCCUACAACAUAAAUUCGUGGUAAAAUAGCUUUCUUUACUUUCAGAGGCUUCAUGGGAAUAGUUUUUAACGUUGAAUAAGGUAGUUAAAAAAAAAACAAAAUGACUGUGCUGGAAUCGUGUUGGUCUCCUUGCAUUUGGUCCACUGAUACAAAAAUGGGAAGCAAGUUGGUAGCGGUUUAUACUACCGCUAUGAGCAUAGUGCUGAUUACGUUUAUAGGAUAUCAAAUGGACGGAGGCGAUUCAACGCAGCUGUGGAACCCAUUAUUUGAAGCUGAUGUUCGCGGAUCCUUACAAAUAUUUGGAACAAUAUUUAUAAUAAUAUUGACACUGUUGAUAAUUUUUUCAAUUUUAAUGGUCAUAGGCAUCAACAUAUGGAUGAGAGGUUUUAUAUUACCAUGGCUCGCAACAAUGGGAUUCAUCAUAGUAUUUCAAUUCAUUUUUGGUCUUUGGCUGCUGGGUGGAUAUUAUAUUUAUUUGGACGCCACAUUUGCAGCUCUGGCUGAUUUCCUUUGGAUGGCAUAUAAUAUAUACUGUUGGCUGUGCGUGUUCUCUCAGUACCAAAUAAUAUUGGAAAUGCAAUCUCCAAAUAUUGAAAUCUUAGUUGAAUAUUAAGUUUCUAUGACCUACUUUAUUUAAGGAAAGAAAAAAAGCAUCUACUAAGGUUUUUUAAGUAAACAAAUGCAAGUUAAAUGUGUAAGUUACACUUUAAAGAAAAUCUAUGGCCAUUAAUUCAUAAUACGUACUCAAAUUUAUUCAAAAAAUUCUAAUGUGUUCUUUUUAUUUAAUAAGUUUCUUUUUAAUCACAGAUUUAGAUAUUAGUAAUUCUAGAUUUAAGCUACCUCUCACAUUACAAAGUAUAUAGUUUUUUUAAAGGUGAAAACAUUGCUAUAACAUUGCUUUGAAUCUCAAUACAUAUUAUUAUAUAGAAUGCAGUUUGAUUACAUUUUUGCUUGAAAUUUAAAAGUAAAAGUUUAAAUUAAAAAACUUGGAAUACUUUAUGAAUAUCACAUGAGAAUCAUUUAUUUAAAGUGUUCUACAAUUGGUAACAGUACAAACUGUCAUUGUGACACUAUGACAUUUUAUAAAGAAAUCUACAUGUUGUGAAAUUGACUGAAAUAUUUUGUUAUAUAAAUUAAGAUGCCUAUGAAAUCAGAAUUAUCAAGAUUUUUAAAGAAACAUGUUUAUUGUUUUGUUUUUCUGAAAUGGUAUUUAUGGCCUACUAGGUUGGACUAUAUAUAAGUGCCUAUCUAAUACGUGUUCAUUAACUAUUUUCAAAUUUAAAAAUAAACUAUAUAACUUUAAAUAUCCGAUAAAUAAAAACCCGCAUUCUGUUCAUAACUAUGUGUUGUGUAUUAUUGCCCAUCCAGAGCAAUAAAAAAAAUCAUUAUUAUUAUAUUUAAUGUAUAUUAUUGUAUACUUAAUAAGUUAUAAAUAUGAAUCCGUCCAAAAACAAGACUAAAAAUAUGUAAAUAAUUAUAAUAAUUGCAUUAAUAUGUUAUAGUGCCCUCUGUGAGCACGCAGUGAAUUGAGAAUAGAAAAAAAACAUAAGUGACUCGAUUACUUUCAUUGUACUGUACAGAUUUUCAGUAGCACUUAUUAACUUUAAGCCUGGAGCUUCAUUUGCGUGAGCCACGCCUUAUCCCUGUAUGGGCGAAAGGCCCCUACUCCACAUAUCCGACCCAGGCGACGAAGCAACCCAAAGCUGCCGUCGGUGCUUUUAAGCCCCUCAAGCACCGGCCACCGUUCUCGUUGAACUCGUCGAUCUCGACAAGCAAACUAACCCACAAACACAACCCACUGAGUUUCUCGCUAGAUCUUCUCACUGGGUCGAGAUUCAGAUCCGGAAAUAGAUUCUACGAAGUACUGCUCUCGGUAGGGCGUCCUAUCUUGCUAGAGUAGCACUCUCCUUUACCGCCUCCCACCACACUCGGCUGCCUGAUCGAGGAUCGCCUAACAGGUCGAGCAGUGAUCUUUCCUGAGCGGACGGGGUGAAAGCACAGAGCGGUAUCGUCCUGGGUUCGCUGGGGUCGAUUCUGGGUCCGUUCCUGUGGGACAUAGUGAUCUUUCCUAAGCGGACAGGGUGGAAGCAUAGAGCGGUAUUGUGCUGGGUUCGCAGGGGUCGAUUCUGGGUCCGCUCCUGUGGGACAUAGUGAUCUUUCCUAAGCGGACGGGGUGAAAGCACGGAGCGGGAUCGUGCUGGGUUCGCAGGGAUCGAUUCUGAAUCCACUCCUGUGGGACAUAGUGAUAUUUCCUAAGCGGACGGGGAGGAAAAGCACAGCGGUAUCGUACUGGGUUCGCAAGGGUCGAUUCUGGGUCCGCUCCUGUGGAACAUUGGCUUCGAUUGGAUGCUCUACGGGGCUAAUCUGCGUGGAGAUUCUGAUCGGACGUCGUCUGCUACUCCGACGAUACGCUGAUUACGGCUCGCGUAAAGGACGACCGUUCGGCGUAAAUAUUGACCGCGGCUGCAGUGGUAACUGUCGUGACGAAAAUAAUGAAACUCGGCUUCGAAGUGGCCCUCCACAAUUCAGAGGCCGUGUGUAUUCACAUAGCUCGGGGGCGGUCCCCGCGGUGCGACGAUCAUCAUCGAAGGGGUCUCAAUGGCUGUCCAGCCGAAACUCAACUUUUUUUUUUUUUUCCUACCUUAGCUGAUAGCCCUAGGGGCUAUGUUAGCGUAACCCUAACUUACCGAAACUCAACUAAUUGGGACUUUGGACAACAAGUGGCCUUUCGACAGCCAUUUGGAUCUUUUGUUUCCGAAGCAGCUCGGGGCAACGGGCGUUUGGGGAAGAUCCUGCCCGUCCACUUGGGUGAGACCCGGCGUAGACGGACUCGCGGCGCGCAUCUUUGUGGAACCGUAGGUACCGUCUUAGUCGGAGUAGCUCGUUGGGGUUUAGUCGGUAGUAGGUUCUUCUUUUCGCCUUUCUAAAAACGUAGUCUCGUAGGAUCAAUUGGAAUCCUUCUAGUCCUCGGGGUGAUGGGCGCCGGGCGUUUGGUGAAGAUCCCGCCCGUCUACCAGGGUGAGACCCGGUGUAGACGGACUCGCGGCGCGCAUCUUUGCGGAACCGUGGGUACCGUCUUAAUCGGAAAGGAGUAGCUCGUUGAGGUUUAGUCGGUAGUAGGUUCUUCCUUUAUCCCUUUCUAAAAACGUAGUCUCGUAGGAUCAAUUGGAAUCCUUCUAGUCUUUUGGAGGUGCUUAUGUCCGACAUAACCCGGUCUCGAACCCCCGUCGAUCGGUAUCCGUAAAGUAAGAUUCCCCAUCGAUACAAAAAAGGGAAGCACACGGGAAGCUUGGCCCUUGAACUACCUUUUUUUGCGACCGUCCGCACGAAUCUGGAAUAGCCUUUUAAAAUAAGCCACCAAUAAAUAGGUAGAAAAAGAAGCCAUCCGUGCGAGAGAUGGGGGCGCUACAUUUUUCCCAGGAUUCAUACUAUCUACACACCUAAUUUCGUUAAAAUCGGUUCUGUGGUUUGGGCGUGAAAACGUAACAGACCUAGUUCCGUAUUAACAUCACGUAUUUUUUUUAUUUUCUAUUCACUAAACCAUUUGUACUUGUAAUAAAUAUAAUUGUUUGUAUUGUUUAAUAAAGGUAAAGCAGGUUUA
Bombyx mori (domestic silkworm) is the source of this 3810-nucleotide messenger RNA. RefSeq lists its product as uncharacterized. The record is from RefSeq and is a predicted model, not a curated record. Lineage: Eukaryota; Metazoa; Arthropoda; Insecta; Lepidoptera; Bombycidae. The transcript has 5 exons. Bases 310 to 822 code for a protein of 170 amino acids.